This is a messenger RNA of Mycena indigotica, 594 nucleotides long. RefSeq lists its product as uncharacterized. The coding region runs from base 13 to 594 and encodes 193 amino acids. NCBI's taxonomy places the organism in Eukaryota, Fungi, Basidiomycota, Agaricomycetes, Agaricales, Mycenaceae. The transcript has 3 exons. The record is from RefSeq and is a predicted model, not a curated record.
UCUCCUCCGCCCAUGAGCCCGCUGUCCGCGGCCACCACUCUCUCGUCUAUAGCGUCAGAGCCUGCCGCCCUCGAAGCAAGCCUGGGCAUGCGUGGUCUUCCUGCCUUGGCGCCAGCAAACACACGUAUUGCGGAAUACUGGCAAGACUGCGGUGCAGAAUGGAGCAAUUGUCGAGGGUUAGCGCUCAGGGAGGGCAUGCGGGGUGUUGACCAGCUGUGGUCGAAUCGUGCGUCCAACGCCUGGCGGACCGCAAGCGCUGUCGACGGCCGAUCCAGGAAAGUAUUGCCCUCCCCCGUGCUCCAUUCUACCGACACCCAGCACCCCUUUCCUCUCGUUCCAACGUCUGUCUUUUCUGUUGCUGCGCCUCGACACCAUGACAUCCCCUAUUCGUCCAACUCCGCCUUCCUCGCUCAGUCCCGCAAACGCAGGAUAUCCGCCGCCGGAACAGGCCCAUCACGCAAGACACAUCGCGUCGCACACUUCGAAGUGCUCUGCUGCUCUCACAUAUCAGCGCAGCGACUCCGCCUUGUCAAGGCCACAUCUCGAGCUCCACUUUUCGCGCUGUGUAGUGACAGUGUAGGGGGCCUGUACUAG